GCCCGACACACCCAGCGGGAGAUAAAUACCACCCAAGCAGCAUGGACCAAUACAAUGAGACACGUGACUCGGGGCCAAUCACCUUUGAAGAUGUUGCUGUUUGCUUCUCUGAAGCGGAGUGGCAUUCGCUGGAGGAAUGGCAGAAGGAGCUUUAUAAAUCUGUGAUGAUGGACAAUUAUGAAGCAGUGUGCUCACUAGGUUUUCCAGUCAUGAGAUCUGACCGAAUAUCUGGGGAACAGAUGUAUGUGAAAGAAGAACCCAGGGAAUCCAGUUUUGAUUCUGAAGCUUUUCUGAAAGUAUCAAAGCUCAUGGACGUCUUCAGAAGAUUCAGCCAUCUCAAAAAAUACACAUCCCCCAAUCCACUAAAUUAUAAUCUUAAUGACAGAUGCAGGGACUUUCUACAUUCAGAUAUGUUUUAUCAUCAGCGUGACAGGCUGGCAGUGACUGGUCCUCAAAACCACAAGGAAUGCAUAAAUGUAAAUGAGUUCAACUUUACACAGGACAAAAUGCAUCUCAUUGGAACCAGUUGCCUAGGAUGCAUUUCUGGGCAUAAAUGCAAAAACCAAAUAUGUACAAAGCAUUUUCAAAAGAGAAAAGUGCCAGCUGUAUUUGGGGGAAGAUACCAGAAGCUGAACAAGCCCAAAGACAUCCAGACUAAAGACACUCAUUUCUUGUGCAGUAUCUGUAAUAAAUCAUUUAAUACAAUGACGCAUGUGGCACGAAAUAGCUGCAUUCAGAGUGGUGAGACCUUCUGUAGGGACUUUGGGAGAAGUUUUACUCUAUCAGAUAAUUUAAAACUUUGCUGUCACGUGCGCACUGGAAAAAAUGUUUUCAAUUCUUUGGAGUCUGAAAAGUGCUUAGUAAAGAGUAAUGCUCUUCAGAUGCUCUAUGAAGCCCAUAAACCAGAGGUGAGCAAGCAAGGAAGAAAAAUAAAAAGGAUGUUCAAUCGAGACUCUGGCAGCACCAUUAACAAUACCUCUAAAAAGGUACAUUGGUGUAAUGUUUGUAAGAAAAGCUUCAUCAAAUCCUAUAAUCUUAAAGUCCAUCAGAGAAUCCACACAGGAGAAAAACCAUACAAGUGCCUCAAAUGUGGCCAGUGCUUCUCCCUGAAUGCCAAGCUAAAGGUCCAUCGGACCACUCAUGCAGAAUGGGCUCAUGAGAUUAUCCGACUAAGGAAACCAAAAUCUGUGGCUCCAGCUGAGAAGUUGCACAAAUGUGAUGUGUGUGAGAAGCACUUCAGCAAGUCAUACACCCUAAAAGUCCACUUAAGAACUCAUACAGGAGAGAAACCGUAUACAUGUGAUGAAUGCCAUAAGAGCUUCUCAAAGAAUAGUAUGCUGACCGUCCACAAACGCACCCACAGUGGGGAGAAACCUUACCAAUGUAUGAUCUGUCUGAAGAGCUUCAAUGUCACCUCCCACUUAAAAGUCCACAAACGAAUACACAGUGGGGAGCGCCCAUACAAGUGCACAGAAUGCAUAAAAUGCUUCAGUGACUACUCAUCAUUGUGUAGGCAUCAAAAAAUACACUCUGGGGCAAAACCAUACCCGUGCAACAUUUGUGAUAAGAGUUUCCGUGAGAAAUCGCAGCUCACAGUGCACAAGAGGACUCACACAGGAGAGCGUCCGUACAAGUGCACUAAGUGUGAGAAGACAUUCAGUGACUGUUCUUCUUUAAUAGAACAUCGCAGGACUCACACAGGAGCUAGGCCUCACACGUGCCAGGUUUGCCAAAAGUCCUUUUCUAAGGCUUACACUCUAAAAAUCCAUUUCAGGGUGCACACAGGGGAGAGGCCGUACAAGUGUAACCAUUGCACCAGAAGUUUUAGCCUCGGAUACCACCUGAGGCUACAUGAGAAGACUCACAACUUGCAGUGCACUCCAUAACCAGAUAAUGACUGGAAACUUACCUGUUCAUUAAUAGGCGUUGUAUUAGUAUAAAUGCCGGCAUUUGUCUGAAACAAGUGUAGAGCUUAGUCUAAAUAAACACACAUAUGUCCUUGUAAAAUAUCACUUGCCCCAUUCCCAGCAGCUCUCUAACCAGUUUGUAGUGGGAAGAUCUUGCAAGUACUGGAUUCUGAUAGGUCCGCCCACAGGUCUCUUCACCUUCCUGAUAUCUGACAUUCAUGUAAAUAUCCGCUGCCCAGUGCCAGACAGUACAAUAGAGACUUCAUACCAGUAGUGACCUACAUAUACCUCUGCAUUAUAACUGGAGAAAUGUUCUAUAUACAAAUAUCAUUAGACGGACCAGUAGUGACCUACAUAUACCGCUACAUUAUAACUAGAGAAAUAUGUUCUAUAUACAAAUAUCAUUAGAUAGACCAGUAGUGACCUACAUAUACCGCUGCUUUAUAACUAGAGAAAUAUGUUCUAUAUACAAAUAUCAUUAGAUGGACCAGUAGUGACCUACAUAUACCUCUGCAUUAUAACUGGAGAAAUGUUCUAUAUACAAAUAUCAUUAGACGGACCAGUAGUGACCUACAUCUACCUCUGCAUUAUAACUAGAGAAAUAUGUUCUAUAUACAAAUAUCAUUAGAUGGACCAGUAGUCAACUACAUAUACCGCUGCAUUAUAACUGGAGAAAUAUGUUCUAUAUACAAAUAUCAUUAGACGGACCAGUAGUGACCUACAUAUACCGCUUCAUUAUAACUAGAGAAGUAUGUUCUAUAUACAAAUAUCAUUAGAUGGACCAGUAGUCAACUACAUAUACCGCUGCAUUAUAACUGGAGAAAUAUGUUCUAUAUACAAAUAUCAUUAGGCGGACCAGUAGUGACCUACAUAUACCGCUGCAUUAUAACUGGAGAAAUAUGUUCUAUAUACAAAUAUCAUUAGACAGACGAGUAGUCACCUACAUAUACCACUGCAUUAUAACUGGAGAAAUAUGUUCUAUGUACAAAUAUCAUUAGACAGACCAGUAGUGACCUACUGUACAUAUAACGGUGCAUUAUAACUGGAGAAAUGUGUUCUAUGUACAAAUAUCAUUAGACGGACCAGUAGUGACCUACAUAGGAGCACACCUGUGGCAGCUGAAUGGAGGUUCCUUUCCUGAGUGAAGCACAAACCAAGAGGGAGUGAUGACACUCUGAUCCGGUAUUGACCGGGAAGCAAAUUCGGUUUGGAUAAAGCAUUUUUUUAAAGCCGUAGCGGUUGUUCACCUAAGUAUACAGGUAAUACGCUGGAAGACACGGCUCAACUAAGGUACUGUCAUUUAAAUGCUGAUUUAAUUUCUGGGGUUAUGUGCAGAUAAUAGGAUGGAACACGCUGUGCUGAACAGGUCUUUGCCUCCAAUAUCAGGACACUUUGUUUUGAUGCUAUUGAAAUCUCUUUCACGAUAAAGCACCUUAAAGAUGGUGAUUUAAGCUCACAAACCAAGCCUAAUUAAGUCUAAAGUGGUGAAAUUGAAAGGAGGAUGCUUUUACCUCAGUUGAUGUAAAAUUUACCACAGCAUGAAACGCUUGACGUUUGUGCACAGUUUGUAAGCAAUGGCACAAUGUUGCAGCAAAAAUGUUAGAGGACGCUUUUACCUCGGAAAAUGUUGCAAGUAUUUGUAUACUAAUGUUGCAGUUGCUACUGUAAUUGUUUUAUGCUGUGUGAUGUCAUACUCAUUAUGGCAUUAAUCUAAAGAGGACGCUUUUACCUCGUGAAAUAGCUAUGACUAUACAUACAUGUGCAUAGCAGAAUGCCAUAAUAAUAUGACACUAUUUAAUCAUCAUCCAUAAUAUUUCUUGUUUCUAUCUUUGCUCCAAGUAAGGGUUGAUUACCCUGUCUUGUAUAUAAAUUUGGAAUAUAAUGCUAUCGUGUAUUAGAGUGAUGCAUCACUUAGUGAUAUACUGAAAUUUUGUUGUGAAUAAAUGUCUCUGUAUUUGACGACAA
Bombina bombina (fire-bellied toad) is the source of this 3872-nucleotide messenger RNA. Its product is annotated as zinc finger protein ZFP2. Gene Ontology annotation, biological process: negative regulation of transcription by RNA polymerase II. NCBI's taxonomy places the organism in Eukaryota, Metazoa, Chordata, Amphibia, Anura, Bombinatoridae. The coding region runs from base 42 to 1886 and encodes 614 amino acids. Gene Ontology annotation, molecular function: DNA-binding transcription repressor activity, RNA polymerase II-specific. The record is from RefSeq and is a predicted model, not a curated record. The transcript has 5 exons.